Vairimorpha ceranae is the source of this 1155-nucleotide messenger RNA. RefSeq lists its product as hypothetical. The record is from RefSeq and is a predicted model, not a curated record. The transcript has a single exon. Bases 1 to 1155 code for a protein of 384 amino acids. NCBI's taxonomy places the organism in Eukaryota, Fungi, Microsporidia, Nosematidae.
AUGCCCAUGAACAAGAUGAAUGUAUUAUUUAAGAUGUCUUAUAUUUAUUCAUUACAAAUAUUCCCAGUAGUUCCACAAAUACAUAAAAUGUAUGAUAUUGAUUUAAAAAGUACUUCACCAGCAAACUAUGACUUUUAUAUAAAAAACUAUUAUUCAUCUAACAAUAAUAUUCUAAUUAUAACGGAAGUCAAAUCACCGCACUCUGAUAUUUCUGGAUUUCUUUGUAUUUAUUCUAAUCGGAUAACUAAUACUUACAUUAAAAGCUUAUAUUGUUUUUCAAAAGAUUUUACAAAUACUGACAAGAUAUUCCACGAAUUAAUUUUUAUUACACCCUUAGGGCAAAACAAUAUUCUUUACAUACAAAUUGCUUCAUUGUUGUUUAAUAAUGCGUCACAAUCUCAGUAUGUUAUUGAAGUCGAAAAAGAUUUUCAAAGUGUUGAUGAUAUAGGUUUGAAACUACAAACUGGUUUUACAGAAUUUGUAUUGUUAAAUAAGGAAAAAACAAUUUCAUUGUCCUGUCAACUUCUUGAAGGAUUAACAAAUAAAUCUGCAUCAAGAAUUAUGCAUGCUUUAGAAAACAAAGAUUACAUUUUAUCAUUUUUUGACAGAGAUUAUAGUAAGAUUAUUGAUUUUCUAGAAGAAUUUAUUUUGAUAUUACAAGAUAUUAAUGAACUGUUACAAUAUAGGUUAUCUUUGUUUUUUACAAAUUUUAUGGAAAACAAUUUAAAUACCUUUUGGGAAAAUGAAUUUAUACGCUUUAAUGAGGAUUUUAGUGAUUUUAAAAAUAUUCAUUUAUGGAGCUGCUUUUUUGAAGAUCUACGUAACUUAUUUUGUCUAGUUGAGGAUCCAAAUCACAAAUUCAAACUUUUUGAUUAUGAUCAAUGCAUCGGAGAAUUUUUUGGUGAUUCAUUAAUUUCCGUUUUAUUUAACUUUCAAGAAGAUAUUGAUGAAAAAAAUCUAGAAUGUUUCGCUUUCGACAAGAAGAAGAAUAGAUUGGCCUUUAAGCUAAUGAUUGAUUCAACGAAAAGAAAAAUUUUUUUUAUGUUUGACCUAAAUUUUCUGAAAAAGUCUAAUGUUACACAAAUUGAUUGCAUAGUUAAAACCCAUAGUAAACACUAUAAAGCAUCUAAUAUCGAUUUAAUUGAAUACUUGUAA